This is a messenger RNA of Jatropha curcas, 1547 nucleotides long. The record is from RefSeq and is a predicted model, not a curated record. Lineage: Eukaryota; Viridiplantae; Streptophyta; Magnoliopsida; Malpighiales; Euphorbiaceae.
CUAUAAAUACUUAAAGAAUUUAGCAUUGCUCAACAAUAUCUUUCUCUUAGUCACGGUAAGAAACUACCAUAAACAUGGCUUCCAACUUCAGCUUCAAGAGGGAACUUAACCAGGUAUUAUUCGAAGGAGAUUCACAUUUUAAAAAGGUGAUAUUGAAUAGACCCAGAAAAUUAAAUAUUCUCAGUUAUGAAAUGAUUUCUCAAAUGUUAACAAAGUUCAGAGCUUUUGAGACCGAUCCUACUAUCAAAUUUGUAAUUUUGAAGGGAAAUGGAAAGGCAUUUUGUGCUGGCGGUGAUGUCGUUUCAUCUCUUACUGCAAUUAUCGCUGGACACUGGAGUUAUGGAGCAAGAUUUUAUGAGAAACAGUUUAACUUGGAUUACUUACUUGCAAGAUAUUAUGAGAAACAGUUUAACUUGGAUUACUUACUUGCAAGAUAUUAUGAGAAACAGUUUAACUUGGAUUACUUACUUGCAAGAUAUUAUGAGAAACAGUUUAACUUGGAUUACUUACUUGCAAUUUUCAUCCAACUGAUAGAUGGUAUUGUUAAUGGAGGUGGUGCUAGGAUUGACUGUAUGCAUGGAAGGUUUAGAGAUUGUCCACCUGAGAAUGCCUCUGUUUCCCUGAUAGGACUUUUCCCUGAUCUAGGGGCAUCACAUUUUCUUUCUAGGCUUCCUGGGUAUUUUGGGGAAUAUUUAGGGCUCACCGGAGCAAGAGUUGAUGGAGCAGAAAUGUUUGCUUGUGGCUUGGCAACACAUUUUGUUUCCUCUAAAGAUUUGCUUAAUUUGGAAAAUGCACUCGAGAUACAAACAUCUUUGGAGAUGACAAAGAUUUAUAAAGUUAUUGAGAAGUUUGCACAAAAUCCAAAAAUAAAAGAAGAUAGCCCUUAUAACAGAUUGGAGAUUAUUGACAAAUGUUUCUCAAAAGAUACAGUUGAAGAGAUCUUAUUAGCACUUGAAAACGAGGUCAAAUUGAAAAAUAAAGCAGAAAAUUGGAUUAUAAAGGCAAUUAAUUCUAUGAAAUCAGCUAGUCCAACGAGCCUUAAAAUUACUCUAAGAUCGAUCAGAGAAGGACGACAACAAAAUCUAAAACAAUGUUUUAUUCGUGAAUAUACAAUUUGUUGCAACAUUGUUCGAGCAACUGCUGGUAGAGAUUACUUUGAGGGUUCAAGGGCUAUGUUUUUUGAUAAAGAUAAAAAACCAAAGUGGGAACCUUCAAAACUAGAGCUAGUGAGCAAGGAUAUGAUAGAUCGCUGUUUCAGUGCAAUUGAUGAGGAUGAUUGGGAAUAUCUAAAACUUCCAUCAAGAUCUGAUACUAUGGAAAAAAUAUUGCAGCCUAGACUUUGAAGUUUGAAUGCUACAGACCAUCAAAUAUUAAAAAUUAAAUAACUAUUCUAUAACUAUUAUUGCAGAGCUUAAUGUAUGGUAUAUUAUUAAUUACAUUGAGGCAUUUGGUUUGACAGAAACAGUAGGUUCUUCAAUGGAUAUGUUUGUAUUGGCACUUCUAUGAUAAUUAUUUGGAGAUUAUGGAAAUUUCAAUCAAUCCUCAAA